UUCCACAAAGCAUAUGAUGGUAUAUCAGUUCUAAGGAUAAUAACAUUUGAUAUAAUUAACAAAUUCUUCUAGCGUUCAAUAAUUUUGCAGGAGUUGCAAGUAUUUGUUUAAUUGGAGAAGUAUGAAAUAACUGAUUUAUGAGGAACAUUCAAAUAAUAUUUCUGCAGCUCGUUCAUUUUUCUCUUGGAUCGCAGCCUAAUUGUUUCAUCUUCAAGUUUCCACAAGGUGUCUGAGAAACUGAUUUAAUCGGAACUAGGUUUCUCGACGAAAAUUUACAUUUUAAUUUCUUUACUGGUAUUUCUGCCUGAUUUACGUAAAAUAGCAUCUUUUCAUUAAAUUACAAACAAAAUGAUUAUUAUUCAUCUCAAACAAUGAUUGAUCUAAGAUAUUUUCAAGAGUUAUAUGUUCAAGUUCUAAUUCAGGAAACGGCAUCGUAAAAUUCAAUUACAGGCAUAAAUAAAUAUAUGUUUGGAUAUUGUUUAAAAAUAAAAUGAAAAACUAAAAUGAACUAACACUAUAGAAAUUUUACCGGACUGUUUUACAUGACUGACGCAGCCAACAUUUAUAUGGCAAUAACAUUUCUCACACUGAAAGAACAGGAAGUUACAAGCAUUGGCAAUGUGUACCUAUUCUCUACAGUAUCGUACUAUGUAAUUUCUUACGAUAUUAUUUGAUGUGUAAACAUUGCAAUAUGAAACACACGUACGCUAUUGGCCUAUGGAGACAGAUCAUCCUGGGAGUAUUAUGUAGCAUUUAGGAUAUUUAAUAAAGCCUUUCCUACUAUUAUGGAGAAAUUAUUGGACUCUGGGAGCGACAGUUCUUUGAAUUAUUUAUUAGUUUCUUUUCUUUUUUGAUAGCUUCGGAGUGCCUAGAGGUUAUUGCUUUAGAGGACCGUACGUUUAAGAUCAUGAGCAUUAGUCCCAUGACAUUUUAGAUGUUCUAUAGAUAGCAGAAAUGUUACCAUCGGUACGAUAUAACAUUAAUAAUAUAAUUAUGGGUGAUUUUGAUUUGUUCUGUAUUCGUGUAGCUGUGGAUAUUGGAAUUUGACAGUUAGCUUUGUAUGUCUUUAGAGAGUUUGGAAUAGUUGGCUGCAGUGUGUUAAAAACUUUUGUUGGAGUUUGUUAGAAAUAGUCACAACAAACUCAUUUGAUAAAAUGAUAUGAAACUAUGAGUAUAAAUUUCGAAAAAGACUUUGAUUACUGAAAUCAUGUUGUAGUUUACUAAAGAAUGUUCCGCGUUAUACAAAGGAUAUUUAAGUACAUGGAGGAUAGGAAACCACAUUGGAAUCCACGAUUGGAUUAUUUAAGGUCUGCUUCUUAUAAAUCUUAUUAGUUUUUGCUGUCAAUCUGAGACAUACUACAGAAUAUGUCAGGCGUGACAUAAGCUGUGAAUGCUGGGAAAUGUUAGUGAUCACCUAUAACAAUAGUUUUGAGGACGUCAAUAGCGAAGAUGAAUUUGAUAAGAUAGAAAUCUUAUCAUCUCAAAUAGAAACAGCUGAUGAAUUUUUUCUUGCUCCUAUUGCAAGCUUAACUGAAAAGGAAGUUGACCUUUUAGACCGAAAGGAGAGGGAAAGAAAGCGUAUUGCACGUGCUGUAGCCCUAAUUUCCGGGAUAUUGUUUUUGGUCAGUGUUGCCUUGGUUACAGUAUCGCUCUACAUGGCUAAAGAUAUUGACGAAAUGGUUCGCAAUUCCAACGAAAUGCUUCGAAAACACAACGACAGAAUAUCAGGCAUGCAUGUCGACGGGAGUACUGGGGGAAAUAUGACGGGGUUAUGACAAGAAAAGGACCAAAUUUGAUCCUCCUAUUUGCGCUUCCUCUUGUUUGUUGAAAUUUACCGUUGACUUAAUGCACGGUUAUUUGACUGAACUUGCCAAAUAUAAGUGCAAAAUGAAAAUGUAAUAUGAAACAAAA
Messenger RNA from Mercenaria mercenaria, 1911 nucleotides. RefSeq lists its product as uncharacterized. NCBI's taxonomy places the organism in Eukaryota, Metazoa, Mollusca, Bivalvia, Venerida, Veneridae. The record is from RefSeq and is a predicted model, not a curated record. Bases 1401 to 1775 code for a protein of 124 amino acids. The transcript is spliced from 2 exons.